This is a messenger RNA of Echinococcus granulosus, 1167 nucleotides long. RefSeq names its product [acyl-carrier-protein] S-malonyltransferase. Lineage: Eukaryota; Metazoa; Platyhelminthes; Cestoda; Cyclophyllidea; Taeniidae. Bases 1 to 1167 code for a protein of 388 amino acids. Gene Ontology annotation, molecular function: transferase activity. The record is from RefSeq and is a predicted model, not a curated record. The transcript is spliced from 6 exons.
AUGCUGCGGAGGGGGUUGGCUGUGCGUUUGACUCAGAACUAUUCUUCAGUAGUACAAUCGUCACAUAACACACCCUCAUUGCCUUUUAAAGAUGGUCAAAGGCCUGAUGCAUGGUGUCAGUAUCAUGAUAGACCAUCCCAGGAACCCAUUGAGUCAACGUCUGUGCUUCUUUUCCCGGGUCAGAGUUCCCAAUUCGUUGGAAUGGCAAAAAAUCUCAUUGGAGUUAAAGGAGUAAAGGAAAUGUUUGAAACUGCCAGCUCCAUUUUGCGGACAAAUUUGCUGAGGACUUGUCUUGAGGGACCAGCUGAGAAACUCAAGCAGAACAUUCAUUGUCAGCCAGCUAUAUACGUUACUUCGUUAGCCGCGGCAAAAAAAUUGCAGGUGGAUUCCCCCGAAUUGGUGGAAAAAUGUGUAGCAGCUGCUGGAUACAGUGUCGGUGAAAUCGCGGCUCUAGUUUAUGCUGGUGCUUAUACGUUUGAAGAAGGUUUGCACCUAAUUCGCGUGCGCGCUGAGGCGAUGCAGCGUGCCUGUGAUCUAAUUCCUGGUGGAAUGUUAACUGUUUAUCUGUCACACGAUUCUCAACUUCGCACGGCUCUAUCUGCUGCAAUUAAUUAUUGUAAAGAGGAAUUGAAACUAAGUGUCCCAAUCAUCUGUCAAAUCGCCUGUUUUCUUGGCCCCGACUGUAAGGUUAUUGCGGGGAAUAAUGAGGCAUUGGAUUAUAUCAUGGAACAUGCUCAACAAUUUCGUUUGGGGCCUCUUAGAAGGCUCGAUGUUGCAGGUGCCUUUCAUACACCUCUGAUGCUUCCUGCAGUAGAACCUUUGAAACAUGCUCUCCAGCGUGUUGGUUCUGCUCGUACUCCGUGCAUACCUGUUGUCAGUAAUGUCGAUGCGGAACCCUAUGGAAAGGGUUCUACGGUUUCACUCCGUCUCAUCAAACAGAUAACUCGUCCGUUGUGCUGGGAGCAGACAUUGCACGCGUUGUUCAGUCGUCCUGAGGGUGCUCCUUUUCCGCGAGCUGUCGAGGUCGGACCGGGUCGUCAGAUAGGUGCCUCUCUUCGCAUGGUGAACUCUAAGGCCUUUGCUCGCUACGAAUCUGUUGGAAAUGCCUUUGGUUACCACUCAAACCAUGCCGGCUGGGGAGCUCGUGAGUAUGGCCUCCGAAAGUGA